Molecule: messenger RNA, 2502 nt
Organism: Trypanosoma cruzi
Lineage: Eukaryota; Euglenozoa; Kinetoplastea; Trypanosomatida; Trypanosomatidae
Exons: 1
Coding region: 1-2502 (833 amino acids)
Source: RefSeq, a predicted model, not a curated record
AUGAAGUCCUCUGAAGUGCAGAAGGACUCCAUACGGGCAGCUAUCUUGAUGGAGUGCGUGAAGAACAAGUCAUUGGAUGUCGUUUACCAGAGAUCUGUCUUGUACCAGCGACUGACCUCCCAGGAGACACGCAACCUGGUCUACGAGUGCUGCCUGGAGUUGGUGGAGGACCCCCAGAGGCGACGCGAUGUGGGCCAACUGAUUCUUAACUGCAUCUCCAGCUUCCCACCAUCGCAGGCAACGCUACAGGCAAUCGCUAACAAGUGCAGACCCUAUGCUACUAGUCGAACCCCGUACAGUGGUAUCUACCAAGAGCUGAAGACUGUUAUCGAUACAUACCUUCAUCAUAAACCGCUAAGUUACAUGCUUGGCCGCACUCUGCCACGAGGAAAGGAAGGACUUAUCUUUCGUCAGAGCGAGUUAAGUAGGAAUCCGGAUUACAUUCAAAAAUGCACCCUGCAGCCUCCAAUAGCGCAGCAUACGGAGAAGGGAAAGCGCAUUGUACCACUCUCCAGCUGGUCAAAUGAGGAACUGGCAGUGACUGCUGGGGAAAAAAACAGAGCACGCAGCGGUCUUUGGACAGUGAAGUAUCAUGUCGUUGGAUGCAAAGAUUAUGUGAAUCAACUUCCGCUGGAAUGCACGGAGGCGGUCAUUGAUCAGCAAGUACGGGUGUUGAACUCUUUUUGGGAAAAAUAUACUACGAAUCCGGCUCUACUUCGAGCGACAUCGUUUCUUAUUAAAUUAAUGUGCGAUGCAUAUGUGUCGAAGAUUCCCUUGCAGUCCAAUUACUCAUUUUUCCGCUCGGUUAGUAUCUGUUACCUUCCGACACUGUUUGAUUUAAUGGGUAGUACUUACGCUUGUGUUCGAAACCAUGUAUACGACAUUCUCUUAACAUUGGGCAUACAUUUUCAACUUGUGGAUACGCAGGGAAUAUUUCCAGGCUGUUCAGAGGCUCUUGAAGAGGAAUUGAUUUGGAUGCUUUUAACCGUGUUGCGUAAACAAUCUCUUCAUGAAAGUAGUGAUGAAAUGGUAUGGACGGCUGCCGCGAAGUGUGCCCUGGCCAUCAUCCCUCCCCACAAACUUUAUCUCAUUGAUGUUCGUGCACUGUAUCAGUUCUUAUCUCUUCCCAUUAUUAUUGCGUAUCAUCCUCAUCUAUACACCACCUUUGCGGAAGCCUUUGCAAAGCGAAUUUUGCGUUGGGACCCCGCUGGUGAUGCGACGGAAGAAGUGUUGGUUUUGGAUGAGGAGGAAUUUAAAAAGUUGGGCCACCAGCCUGUCGCCAAGCUGCUCUACUUGUACCGUCAGUCAAUGACGUUGGGUGCUCGUUUGGCUUUUUUUCAGGUUCUUUUUACACAUGCGGUGACUGUACUUCAAAGUCGAUCCUCUCUCUCAAGGUUGUACCCGAGAGUUCUGCGGCGUUGCUACAUUGAAUUGGUGAAAGUCGGGUUUCACUGGCACCUGCACUCGCUGCUUUUUUACCAGUCCCAUCAAGUCUUCCGUGAGCUUCCAGGGCAUAUUACAUACGAUAUGGACGUUAAGGAAAUGCGGGAGUAUAAAACAGAGGCAGUUGCUAUUGUUGAGUGUAUCUUACAGAUUGUGGAGGAGGAUGCGCGAUUACCAGAUGUUAUUAUGAAUGCUUUUAGAAACACUUUAGGUUCACGAACCGAAGAACGUGCGGAUCUUGCAACAGUGCUCACAGACUGCUUGUCUAUGAUUCCAGCCAUGUUAAAAGAGGAUACGGAUGGUGAUUUGUACAACAUUGGCUGGCGGAUGGCGUUCUACUGCAUGCGACUCAGUAAAGAGAACCUGGGAAAUGAGCGAAGCACGGCGAUCAUUGAGACGUUGGCGACAAAUUUGGUUUCUUUUUCCGGGUCAACGGAUCGGCUCGAGCUGGCAAAAAUUAGGAGCGUGUGUCCGGAUGUUUUAGCCUCUCUAAUGUUUCUGGGACGGAAACACGCAAAUCAGGCGGUGGAGCCGUUUAGCACGUUGAUCUUGCGGUUUUUGCUCGAUACGGAGGUAGUUGACGUCCAGACUGUGAUGCGGCUCUACUACCGUCUAAUUGGGUCAAUGUCUAUUCAGAAUGGUCCCUUAAAUAAAUCUCCCGAGGCGGAUAUUUCACAGAUGCUGUGUAGUGAGCAGCUUGUAACGGCUCAAUCCAUUGUGGAUGAUAUUGGGGCACGUGUGCUAUGGGCUCUUUACAGAUCCCUUUACCCGGUGCAAAUGUUUUCUGUCUGUCGCGCACGGCAUGUGUUGGCCUCUUUUUUGGACGAAUUGGAACCCGUGGGUGGAAGCAGUCAGGCACACUCGUGGAAGGCCGUCAUGGCGGACCCGUAUCCACCUGUGGCAUUGAUAGGGGCGCAGAAAAUUCUCCAAAUGUACGGUAGGAGCGCGUAUGACCGAUUUGAUGAGGCGAUGAGCAUUCCCCAAAAGAGCGAAAAGGGCGAUUCCGUCUAUGCUCUUGCUGUCAAAGUGGCUCAACUGGCGGAGUCAAGAAAGGAGUGA